AGCCAUGUGCUCACAGAAAAACACAGUGUCCUCUGGUGGCCAUCCUGAGCAUCACCAGCUGAAGACUGUGACAAGUUCAUAUGCACUUCUGCAAAUAUUAUCACAUUUAUUUAUGUGUUUGUUUGUUUGAAUCUCUCAAUAGUUUACAACAGUAACCAGGCAGUGAAGACAAGAAAAAGAUAUAAAAUUACAGUCACUUGUAAUCAUCACCUGCAGUCUCUCACUAUUGUAGAAACAGACAAGACCCACGAAUCUGUUUCCACAGAACAGCAGAAUAUCAAAGCAAUGCGCAAAGUCUCUCAUUAAGCGUUUUCCUCACGUAGAAAACCAUAUGGCUUACUGCGUUAAGACAGUGAUAAUACAAGACCAAAUUCAAGGUACAUUUUAUUAAUAAAUGUAAUUUAUAAGGCAAGCAGGUGGCCAGAAUAUGAAUGAAACGUGCAAAGUUGCACUUAAGUGUUUUGCUCCUAUACCAUAAAACACUUAAAGUGACGUCACAGAUGUGUAAGUGACAUUGUAAUUUUUUGGGGGUGGGUUAAAAAUAAUGUGUUCUGGGCCCUUGAAAUCAUCGCCAGCAGUCACUGGCAUUCAUGCAUUGUUGAUUUUCCAUCUUUGAUUUCCCUGCAAAUUCCUGUUUAAUUUCCUGCAAAUUCCUGUGUUUUUAAAGGGCCUGUUUCUGUUCCUGUCUUCAGGUCUCCAGCUGUUGUAAACCAAACUCAAGAUCUUGUGAAUGGUGAUGAGUUAAAGACUGUGAUGGAGGGAGAUGUUCUCACUCUACACACAGGACACACUGAGAGUCUCAGUGAAGUAACAUGGCUUUUUAAAAGAGGUGAUCAAACUGUUCGUAUCGCACAGAUGUAUCAGGGUUAUGACCCUUUUUAUGAUAAGAGACUAACCAGCAGAGUGAAAAUGAACCCAAAGACUGGAGCUCUGAGCAUCUGGAACAUCAGCAGCAGCGACUCUGGACUUUAUCAAGUUUCUCUCCACAGUGGAUCUGUCUCAGAGAAAAGGUUCAGAGUGGAUGUUUACAGGCCUGUUUCUGCGCCUGUCAUCAGGUCUCUUGUUAGUGUAAACCAAACUCAAGGUACUUUAAAGCAGCCACAGAAGAUGGAGGAGUUCUGCUCUGUGUUCUGCUCUGUAAGAAAUGAUCGAGGUGUGUUCAUCUCGUGGUAUAAAGGGAGUGAAAUUCUGAACCAGACCAGCAAUCCUGAUCUCAGCAUCAACCUCAGUUUAGCAUUAGAGCUUCAUUAUAAUGAUUCAGAGACAUACAGCUGUACAGCUGUGAAUCCAGUGAGCAACAAAACUGUCCAUCUUCACAUGAAAGAGAUCUGCCCACGACAGGAAGAUGAUCAGGAUCACUGUGGUGUCUCUGAGGCUCUGGUUCGUCUGGUUCUGUCUGGUCUGCUGGGAAUCUCCACAGUUGUAUUUCUGGUUGAGCAUCUGAGGUUCAGCUCAUUUCAGCGAAGAGCUGCUUUUGCUUGAUGACGGUACUUUUAUUAGACGUCACAAUGGCCAAAUCCGUGAUGGUGAUGGAAGGCUAUGAGGACUGUUGGCAGUGAGGCUGAAAGUAUAAAUUCAGAGCACCAUUUGGGACAGGGCCAUAAAGUAUUAGCAUUUUGACACUGAAGUUCAUGUUCAGGGAGAAAGAUCUGAAAACUGACCACCUAUUACUGACACCCUUAAAAAAUAAAAAUAUAAAAAAGGGAUGUUUGUCCUCUUCUAAAUAUGAAAUAUGGAAACUGCCCAUAUUUAUCCACUCAUUACAGAGCAGAACACAAUGCUGACAUUUUCUGUGGCUGCUUCAAAAAUCAAAGAAAUUUCACACACAAAAACUUUCAG
Messenger RNA from Cyprinus carpio (common carp), 1839 nucleotides. RefSeq lists its product as uncharacterized. The coding region runs from base 754 to 1482 and encodes 242 amino acids. The transcript is spliced from 5 exons. The record is from RefSeq and is a predicted model, not a curated record. Lineage: Eukaryota; Metazoa; Chordata; Actinopteri; Cypriniformes; Cyprinidae.